Molecule: messenger RNA, 4131 nt
Organism: Closterium sp. Naga37s-1
Lineage: Eukaryota; Viridiplantae; Streptophyta; Zygnematophyceae; Desmidiales; Closteriaceae
Source: the annotation of a GenBank genome assembly
AUGGAGACCGCUCCUAGAGCUCAUCCCCCGUCCGCGCCGAGACCCGACCGCGGCGCGGAUCGUCCGUUAUCGCGGCCGUUCCCCACGUCCAAAUCCGAGAAGGCGAGACCACAGAGCCAAUCAGGAUCCGACACCUCUCACAGCACAACACCGCGGGCCCAAUCCCAAGCGCGGCUGCAACCCUCGCACCCAUCCGUACCGCCCCGAAGUCCUCAUGCUCCAGGCGGUUCCGCCUUGCGAGGCUCUGCAAGCCACGAAAAUCUGAGACUAGGUUCGGAUUCCGAACCCGAAUCGAACCAUGGUGACGAGCCGGGCGGGUUUGCGUUCCCAGAGCUGUCAGGUUCGGGCGGCGGAAAGGUCGCCUCUGCGGUUUCCAGAGCUUCCGCCGUCCGGCAUGCAUUUCCGCGGAGCGUUUCCGCUUCAAGCGGUAUCCCCGCGGAGACCUCCGCGCGAGGCGCAACUUCCCGCGGGCGCAAUCCGCCCGCCCGAUCAUCUGACGUGGACAGUAGAUCCGACGGUGUUGAUUCACUUAGCUUAGACGACGCUAGGUCCGACGGCGGCGGCGCGUCGUGGCCGGAAUUCACGGAUCCCAUGAAUGACGGCGGAUCUCCUCAUUCCCGCGCCCUCCCCCAUUCCCCGCUAUCCUCGCGCUCCGAUUCCGCCAGCCCCAGCCGGAUGCCGUCAGGGCGCGGUAGACCGGGGGGGAUGAGCCCUUCCGGCGGAGGCGCAACCGCGGGGGGCCGCGGAUUUGCGCGUUCCGCCUCACAGCCUGUGCGGAAAUUAGAUGCAGUGAGACACCCACCUCCGCACACGCCGCCGAACCUUUCCCCCCUUUCCGGCGGUUCCUCCGCGCAUGGCGCAGCUGCUCCGCCAGGCCUGCCUCCCGCGCGGAGAGCUUCGGAACCAGGCCAAGCGCAAGCGCGCGGCCGCCCGAUGACAGCGGGGAAGAUUCCGCCAGUUCAACCAGGAGCGCAGGUCAGAAUUAGCGCCGCCGCUGCUGCCGCCGCCGCCGCUGCGGCUGCUGGUGGCGGAGGCAGUACGACAGCCGCCGUUCCCCCUGGAGGCGGGGGCGGCCUGCGCACUGUGGCGGGGGCGGUGGCGUCGCGGGCCCUGCGGAAGAGCGCGAGUGCGCCGCAGGUGCGGCCGGGGGAGGGCGCGUCUGCCGCCAGCGCGCGCGCCGUGGCGGAGAGGGCCGCCUUGCGGCUGAAAGGACGCGGAAUCGCUGGCGGCGCAGAUGCCGGCGCGGGGUCAUCUGGAGGGGGAGUUUCCGGCGCAGGCAGUGGCGGGGGGGAGGUGGCAGGCGCAGCAGGCGCGGGAAUUGCGGGCGGCGGAGCGGACAGGCCGAGAACGCGCGUGGGGCGGGUGCAGUCACACGGAGGUCCGGGGGUGGCGGAGCAGGAGGACAGCCCGCGGCAGUGGCAGGCGCAGGGUACAGGCGCAGGCGCGGGGGGACUGGGCGCGGGCGGGUUCGCGGCACCGGCGGAUCGUCCCACGACGCCUCCCAGGCGCGACAUGGGCGGCGGCGGCGGUGCUGGUGGGGGUGUGGGGGUGGCGGCGGUGGGCGUGGGGGUGGUGGCGGGGCGACCCAGGACUCCCGCGCGCAUGGACUUGCACGAAGCUGAGCGGGUUCGCCUCGCUGCAGCCGCCGCGGGUGGGGGAGGCGGAGGCGGAGCAGCAGUAGGCGGGGGGGUGCAGGCGCCAGUGACUCCGCGCGUGGUGGAGCGCCCCUCCACGCCCCUCGCGGGGCAGCGCCCCGCCUCGCCGCUGCUGCGCGCUGAUGGUGGCGCGCUCGAGCGCCCCAAGACGCCCACGCGCAGGCAGGAGGCGGAGGACGGGGCGCUCCACGCGGGGGGGGCGGCAGCGUGGCCGGAGGGGGCGGCGGAGGGGCAGGGGAGGGGCGGCACUCCACGGCUGCGCGCGGAGGGGGUGGGGGAGCGCCCUACGACGCCCACCAGGCGGGGGGAAGCGGCAGUGGGGGCGCGCGGGGAGGGGCGGGUGGGGCGCGGGGUGGAGAGGCCAACGACGCCCCUGCACGGGGUGGAAGGGGGGCCGCCCUCGGCCUUCACCUCUCGCGCAGCAGAGCGGUUAGAUGUGGAAGCAGAGCGGUUGAAUGCAGGAGGAGAGCGGUUGGAUGUAGAGGCAGAGCGGUUGGGGGCAGCAGCACGGGUGGAAGCAGCAGCGCGGCCGCACACGGCGGUGCCGCGCGGGGUGGGCGGCGCAGCACAGGGGCAGGCGGGCAGCCGCGCGGACAGGGCGGACCGGCUGAGCUUCCGGGGGAAGGUGCGACCCAAGUCGUUCGUGGAGCGCAGGGGGAGUGGCGAUGGCGGGGGUGGGGGAGGGGGAGCAGGGGCAGCAGGGGCGUGGGGUGGUGUGGGGGCGGUGCCGCGGCCCACCACGCCUGUGAGGCGAGGCGAUGGGAGCAUGGAACGAGCAGUGACACCAGGGGGGAGGGUGGGGGAGCGCGGGGGAGGCGCAGGAGGAGGGGCGUUCACUGAUGAGUCGGUAACGUUUGAACGGCCGUUGACGCCCGUUGGCAGGAUAGCCGGAGUCGAUCCAACGGUCAUCACGGACCGGCCAUCAACUCCGGUUGGCGGCCGCCCGACCACGCCGGCCGGCGCCCGCCCCACGACGCCAUCUGGUGGGCGGCCGACGACGCCGGGCGGCGGGCGGCUGGACGCGGCAGUUAACCCGCUGGCACGGGCCAAUCGGAUGGCGCCGUUUCCCAUGCCUCUGUUCCCGCACUCGGCGUCUGUGGGGUGUGCUGGCGUGGGUGAGUUUGACCGGCUGUGUGUGGACCAUGGGGAGGAGGACGACGAGGAGGAGGAGGAAGGGGAGAGGGGGGAUGGGGGGUAUGGAGACGGGGGACGGCGUGGGGCGGGGGAUGGGGAGGCGAGGUGGAAGAGUGUGAGUGGGGCCGGUGCGGAGGGCGAUGGUGGGUCCAGGCUGCCAGGUGGUGGCAGGGGCGGGGCGGGAGGGGCGGGGGUGCGUGCAGUGCAGAGCAGCAGCAGCGGCAGCAGCAGCAGUGAGGGGCAGGGGAGAGCGCAGGGGGCAGGGCAGGGCAGAGGGCGGGGGACGGGGCAAGGGAGAGGCGCAAGCAUGGGGCGGACGCAGGGGGAGCAGCAGCAGGGGGGCAGAGGGGAAGGGAGAGGCGCAGCAGGGAGGCAGGGUGUCGGGAAGAGUGCGUCUGGGGAGGCUGUAAGGCCGGGAGGAGGUGCUGACUCAGCACCUGUGGAUGCUGACGUGUUCAGGGCGUUUAUCCUGGGCCGGCCGUAUGCUGACGUGGAGGAGCGGUUUGAGAUGGGAGGGGAGGUGCUGGCACGGGGGGAGUUUGGCGCGGUGCGCGUGUGUGUGGAGCGGGAGAGUGGGGCGAGGCUGGCCUGCAAGAUCAUCGACAAGCUGAGCAUUCAGUCCGCAGACGAGGCGCGCAAUCUGAGGAGGGAGGUGGCAGCAAUGGAGGUGGUGUCGGGGCAUCCCAAUGUCGUUCAGCUGCACGCUGCGUGUGAGGAUGAUAAGAGCAUCUUUCUGGUAAUGGAGUUGUGUCGCGGCGGCGAUCUCUUCGACUUCAUGCGCCAGUACGGCCGUCUGCCCGAGUCCAUGGCAGCACCCGUGUGCCGCCAGCUGCUGGCAGCGCUGCACCACUGCCACACGUGCGGGGUGCUGCACCGGGAUGUGAAGCCGGAGAACGUGCUGCUGCUGCAGCCCGGCAGUGUCAAGCAGAUCAAGCUCGUCGACUUUGGCAUCUCCACUGACGUCGAACCUGAUGCUGCCUCCUGCAAGCUAUAUGGCACACCCCUCUAUCUCGCCCCAGAGACUCUAGACGGCAUCUGGGGCCCUCCAGCAGACGUGUGGAGCACAGGAGUUCUAGUCUACGCAUUGCUCUCCGGGCUGCCUCCCUUCUGGGCUGCGUCAAACGAGGCCAUUUACAACGCCAUUCGAACCAAAGCCCCUCGCUUUUCAUCGGCGCGCUGGAAGCAUGUUUCCGAGGAAGCCAAAGAGCUGCUUCAAGCCAUGCUGGUCAAAGACCCCACCAGACGAAUCACUACAAGCCAAGCAUUAGGGGAUGCAAGUUUCCCCAUUCGUGACGCCCUCUACUACCCCUUCUCCCCCUCAUCCCCACCUUUCAGCACAUGA